CAGUGACGUUCAAUGUUCACUCUUCUUAUCAUCUUUUUAAUCAUAAUAAAAGCAAUAUAGAAUAUAUUAUUACAUUAUUUACCUACUUAACGUGAAAAAGAAAAAGGACAUCGUUUUUUAUUUUUAACAAUUAGUUUAAUAGGAAUAAAAAACUAAAAAACAAGUGUCUAAUAUAGUACAUUUUAAGGUUACCGUAAUAUUAUUGUUAAACAGUACUUUUACUCUCUUUUAUAAUGGCUAUGAGAAAAAGGAGUGGUUCGGGAUCCAAAAGACAUCUUAAAGAGAAGGUAGUUCAGAUUUAUGAAUCUUUCUUCAGAGGCGAGGAUCUUACUAGCGAUAAUCCCACAUUUUGGGAUGAGUUUUUUCUGCUGAAACCGAAGAUUCCGCAAUUGGAAGCAGAAAUACAAAAAUUAAGUCCGGAGCAGUUGUUGAACAUGAAAGAUAAUAUUAAUUUACUAGUUAUUCAGUGCAUUGAAAUGUUAGGACAAGAGCACCAUAUCAGGUUAGUCUAUGCACUGCAGACUUUUAGUGCUUUACUCACUACUAUGUACCAAAGACUUGCACAGGAUUCAAAUAUAAAUAUUAAACUUAUACUUCUGGGUACAGAGAGCCCUAAUGCUAAAAUGCAAAAACUAUUGGAGCACUGUAAUGCUGUACUAUCAGGUGAUGUUCCAGACAGUUUAAAAUCAAUGGUUCUUAAAUUACUUCUCAUAAUAGCAACUGGUAUUGACAAUAUUGAUGAUAAUCCACUAGUGGAAUAUUUGAUGAUGAAUUCAUUGUUCGAACCACUGAUACACUUACUGUGUACUUCUACGGAACGCCAACAGCAUGGUUAUGAUGUUGUACUGCUACUAAUGUUCCUGGUUAAUUAUAAGAAACAAGAGUCUGCCAAUCCUUAUGUUGUUAAAUUAUCAAUUCUGGAUGAUGAAUUGGCUCUGAAUGGUUAUGGUCAAGUUAUAACAGCUGCAUUGAAUGAUUAUGUAAUGUCUACUUUUGGUGGUAUGCAGACAAACACUGGAGGUUGGCUCAGCUCCCUCACAAGUAUAGUGGGAGGAAUAUUCCUAACAAAUGAUGACACUCAGCCUGUUUUUCGGGGACAAAGAAAUAGUGGCGGAGAAGAAGGUAUGCUGCUAGCGUUAUACGAAGCAGCUCAUUUGAACCGCAAUUUUAUGACGACGCUGGCCCAUUCAUCAUCAGCUGCUGCAUCGUCGGCUCCACCCUCACCACCUGCCACAUUACCUCCGCACCAGAGUCCACCAAAUUUAGCCCAAAUUCAGGCACUGAUAGACAAUGAGCAACCAACAAAUUUAUUAGUUACUUUCUUCCAGUAUUGUUCAAUAGUAAUGGCGGACACUCGGACGGAGGCGAGCAUCAACAAAUGUAGCCUUUGCUUUAUCACACUUACAUGUAUUGUUGAAGAACAAUUCGCUAAUUCCAUAAUGCACGACCAAAAUCUUACUUUCAAAGUCCAGUUAUACAGACUGCCAAUGCGCCAUAGAAAAAUUGUACUUGAAGAACCCCCUUCGCAGCCAUUAGCGUCUACAUUAAUAGAUUUGCUUGUAGAAUUUAUGAUGUGUCACCUACUAAAGAAGUUCCCGGGUGAAUUGUACGAAGUGUGUAUAGGUGUUCUACAAAGGGUACUCAGCUAUCAGAAGCGAUGUAGAGUGCGGCUGGCUCGCGACUGGCGCCCACUGUGGGCGGCGCUUAUUGCGUUGUUGAAGUUCCUUGUUACUAACGAAACUACGCUGUUGAGGAGGCAUAAUAUAUUCUUAAUGGCGCAGCAGGUAGUGAAUAUUUUUAACCUGUUUAUCACAUUCGGAGAUACGUUCCUGCCCACCCCAGCGUCUUACGAUCAACUGUAUUACGAGCUCAUCAGGAUGCAUCAAGUUUUUGAUAACCUGUUCUUUAUGGCGCUAAGAUAUUCGACCGGAGACGGUGAAUAUAAAGCGGAGGCGUUACGUCUAGCAAACUGUAUGGUGAACGUUCGCGCUAUCAUACAACACUUCUCGGCUAAAAUUGAGACUUGGUUAACCUCGCAACAUUUGUCUACGCCUACUGAAGAUCAGAUAUUGGAGGUAGUCAGAAAAAAUUACGACAGUCUCAUAUUAAAACUGCAAGAAGGUUUGGAGUCAUACGAGCGAUACUCUGAGAAGUCGUAUCGGGCGCUACUAUCGAAGUUAGUUAAGGGCGCUACUGCGUGCGCGCGGCAACGCAGCGACGCGGCCGCGCUGGGACACCAUUCCGCGGCGCUAGUAUCGCAUUAUACAACAUUGGCUUAAAAUUACACUUUUGUACGAAGUUCAUUAUCGCGGGUUGCGAAAGUGAAAAAAAUUAAGACCAAAAGUUGGAACAAUACUUUUUGCUAUAGUUGUGCACGUUGCGCGUGCGCGUAAUUCUCUGUGUCACUCUGUCUUAUAGAAAGCAAGCCAGUAAUUUUCGUUUCGUCUUUCUAUUUCAGGUUCAUUUAGGUUUUAAAAAUAAUAAAAUUUUGUAACAAUUCCAUCUCUAAUUCAAUUAAUUAAUUUAAAAAUCGAAAGGAACUUCGCUCCAUCCGGGAGUCUUUUAACACCUCUCAAGUUUAUUUGUUUACCGGAUUUUAAUCUAAAUUGAACAUAUCCAAAAGCUGAGAAACCAAAAACUGACGUAUGCACUAGGCUGUUCAAGAAAAGGUUUUGAUGUGAAACUCCAUACUAGUAAUUCUAUUAAUGAUCAGUGUAUGAAAUUGCGCUUUUACUUUUACUGUAUUUUAUAAAAAAAUUAUCGAAUUAAUAAGUGGAAGAAAAAGUUACCAUCUAUCACGUUUCGGCAUAUUUUGUAACUACACAAAGAUUAUACACAUAUUGAAGGAUUUUCUCUUUCGAUAUGUGUAUAAUAUGCCACCUAAAUUUGCUUUUUUUGUAAGUACUACCAGUCGUGUUUUUGAAUUAUUAUAUGCGUAAUUUAUUUAUCAAUGGUUUUAUGUCUAGUUUUAAAUAUAGUGAUAUUUAUAUAAUUUUGUCUAAAAGUGUGUUUUUAAAUAGUGCAAGCUAGUGGAAUUCGAGAAAAUUAUAAUUAUUUACUUCAUUAUAGCAGACAAUGUAAAUAAACAAAGGCUCAUAAUGACUCCCAAAAAUAUUUUAAUAUUAACCAUUCCACAAAAUAAAAAGCAAAUAACUUUAGAAACUUUUUUCUUAGUAAGUAUGUUACCAAAUAGUUUCGUUGUACCUACUAUUAAAUAAAUCUACUAUAUAUACUAUACUAGAAAAAAUCUGAAGACAUUGAAAAUUCAUUUAUAUCGAAUCUUAAUUCGAUUUAAAAUCGUAUAUUGUAUUAAUUGAUUUAUUAAGUCUGAAUAUAAGAACAUUGUAAUAUAUUAUCAUUUUUAAAUUCUAUUUUCAUACCGUUUGGCAGGAAACGCGAUAAAGUUAUAAUUUUAUAGUUUGCUAAUUUAGUGAUAAGUAAUGUAUUAUUUGAUUUGCCGUAGUUGCUUGGAAAUAGUUCUUUAUAGGUACAUAAUCAUUGCAGAUUUAUAAAUAUAUUGUUACAUAAAGACUGGGUAAUUUUGUCUUGCAGUACAAAUUUGGCUCCUAACUUCAUAAUUGAAUAUUUUUUUUGUUUGUUUCUAGAUGUAUUUUUAUCUACACAUUAUUCAGUAUAUUUUUUUCUCAAUAACCAACUUUAGAUGCCACCAAAAAAGGCAUAAACAUCAAAAUUGUAUAAAAUCGUAUAAAUUGAUAUUUUUUUCAUUGAAAUCAAUAAUCAUGAAUUAUGUGCCAGAGUAACCUAGUGCGUUUGUACCUUCUAAAUGUAUCGCAUUAUAUCGCUCUCUACCAAACCAAGUAGAAUUAAUUAUAAAAUUCUAAACCUUACACUAUGGUGUAUAUUUGAAAUUUAUCCAUUAUAUUUAAUGUUAUGUACUAAUAAUUAACCAUAUCUAAUUGUAUAGCUGUAUUAUUUUAUUUGAUAUAAAUGUAUAAAUGCAAUGUAUCAUGUUGAAAAUAAUACCAUGUAUCAAGAAGUAGCAAUAUUAUUUUGUAGGUCUUGCAGGAUAUAUAAUGAGAUUAAUCAUGCAAUUUUUUUUUAAUAAAGUAAUUUAAGUCAGUAUUAUUAUACUGCAAAUA
Molecule: messenger RNA, 4100 nt
Organism: Zerene cesonia (dogface butterfly)
Lineage: Eukaryota; Metazoa; Arthropoda; Insecta; Lepidoptera; Pieridae
Product: armadillo-like helical domain-containing protein 3
Exons: 13
Coding region: 234-2279 (681 amino acids)
Biological process (GO): regulation of Golgi organization
Cellular component (GO): cytosol
Source: RefSeq, a predicted model, not a curated record